UCACAUUUCAGUAGUUUCCGUUAAUGCGUUCGGCUCGUCGAGGUGGUGGUCAGGUGGUCCUCAUCUCAUCUUUUUUUCUGGAAUAGAUAUCUUCAGUGUGUAAUUAGGUGGAAAACAAUAUUGAAAGAACAAUUCGCACCCGAUAAAAACGAAAUAUUCAAACAGCAGAAAAAACCACAGCGGAAAAGCCACGAAAAUAAACCAAACAAAAGAAAUCGGAGAUCGGAGAUAGUUUUUGAAGUUUUUCCUGUGUGUUAGAGUGGUCUUUUUUGUUUAAAUUGUUGUUUCGUUGCCUGCCGCAAGAUGCCUCUGUACUCGGACUCCACCAACUACUACUACAGCGGCGGCAGCAGCCAGCUGUACUCCCCGUACUACAGCUCAGGACUGGGGCUGAGCGGCGUCGGAUCGGGAGCCGGAUCCAGUUACACGUCCAACUACAAUCGCUCGUAUCCGGCCAGCUAUAUGGUGCCGCUGUCGCCGUCAUCACCGCGAUCGCCCAGCAGCUACACGGGCGGCAGCAGCAGCGCCAGCUCCCUGCACAGCCUGGGAUCGCGCUACCAACCGAAGCUGACGACCAUCACGGAGAGCUCGGGACUGGUGGGACGGCAUGCCGGCCACAGCAGCUUAAUGCCCCUCACCCGGAUACAGUCGCCCAAGUAUGUGUCGAGCCCGAGCCCCUCACACAGCUAUAGCCACAGCUCCGCCAACAGCAGCAGCAGUCGCUAUAUACCGCCACGUCCGAUCGCCAUCAACACGGCGGACAUCGAUGUAAGUUCGGCCCGGUAUCGGAGACCUCUGGCCCCGAGCCGCAGCACUGAGAGGGAGGAAAGGGACAGGGGGAAGGAACCAUCCAAGGAUAAGGAAAAAGAGAGGGCCGAGCAGGUCAAGGUGCAGGUGCAGGUGGAGCUGGCACAGAGGGAGGUGACUCCACCAGCGGCUGUGGAGGGCCAGGAGUCCGUCCCAGACAAUAGACAGCCGCGUCGAUCCACUAUCAGACGCAAUCGGGCCGUGGUACGGCUCUCCACCAUCCGUAGAAAGAGCAAGGACCGCUCGGAAGCCCCAGCCGAAAAGAGUCUCGCGGCCAAGGAGGAACAGAGGCCGGCACCUGCACUGGAGCACCAGUUUCGGGACUUGCCGCCGGCCACCGAGCCGAGUCUUAGUUGGCGCCAGAAGCUGGCCGAAGACCUGGCCGCCUUUCCUGCAGUCAGCAACAAGAAGUCGCCCGGGGAGCUUCUACGGGAGCGGUUCUUCAUCCACGACGACAAGGAGCUGGCGGAGCAGCAGCCUCAGUCAAGGGCCAGACAGCUACGGGUCCAGGAGGUGGCCCAGCCACUGCCACAGAGUGGCCGGGAGAGCCUGGCUCUGGAGGUGAAGACAAACACAAAGUUGACACAAGAGAGUGACAAAGAAAAGGAGGAGAGCGAACAGGAGGAGAUGGAGGAGAUGCAUGAGACAAUCCGUCGUCUGAGCCUUGUCCAGUGCCCGACCUUCCACGAUAUCUGCGAGGACAUCUCCUCGGACAAGAUCGAUGACGAUCUGAAUGCCGGAGAACUGCGACGGCGCGCCUCCAUCAUCCAGGAGCAAGAGCAGGAAAUACUCAACAAGCUGCAGAAGUCCAGCUCCGGCAGCUUCCAGUUGAUUAACCUGGAGCGACGAUCCAGCCACGACAGCACCACGGCCGACGAGUCCUCCAGCGGACAUCGGCGCAGCUCCAAACAGCGCAAGAAGAGCAAGAAGCAGCGCCACAAGAUCACGGCCAUUGUUGAGGUGCAGAAUGCACCGACCACGGUCCAGCUGGAGCACAUGCCCAGUGUCCUGGAGCUGAACGAGGACACCGGCACGUUGAUGCCGCUGCAGUCAAGCAGCUCCUUUUCCACCUCCACCUCCGCAUCCAGCUCCACGCCCAGUCCCAGUCCUAAGCCCAAGUUCACGGUCAACGUGGAGGUGGAGGAGCAUACCCAGAUACACAAGAUAUUCAAGCUGCCCAAGAAAAAGACAGUACCCAAGUCGGCAGAGACCCAGCCAGCGGUGGAGGAGGAAGGUGCGCUGCCCGAGGGCUUCAUGAAAUCCGCUCCCAAGCCGGCAAAAACAUCGCCACUGAAGAAACCGAAGUCCGCACCACCACAGGUGCAGUCGCAGGUGCCGCACCAGCCACAGCAGCACGUGAGUGUUGCUCAGAUCUUCACCUUCAAUGAGGCGGCAAUUCAGCAGGCACAGCCGCCGGAGACCAAAAUUGAAGGUGUGGCCACGCCCAAGCCCAUCCGGAAGGCCAUACAGAAGUCGGAGAGCGGUGAUGAUUUCUGGUCGCAGAUCGGAUCACGGGAGACGCUCUACAUGACCAAUCGGAAGAAGGCGAUUACAGAGCGGCAGGAGAAGGUCCAGGAAGAGAGUGGCGAAGUGGAAGAGCAGCUACAGUCAAGGACUACACCAACGACACCUAAGCUCAAGUCCGAACUUCUUAUUGAGCUCAAGACAACAGGAGAGAAUACGGCUUCUAUAACAGCUGCUAAGACGACUACACCAACUUCACCAAAGAUUACAGCAGCAACAGCACAAAUAGGCGGAGUCAAAACCACUCUGGCAAGAGCCAAAAGCCCACCAAAAGUUUCCCCAGCAACUGAUUCAACAGGAGGAGAAAGACGAUCAAGUGCAGAAACUAAAAAGACUUCACCAAAGACAACAACAAUUACUACAACAACAGAUCUAAUCAAAUUAACACCAGCAUUGACAAAAGAUUCGCCAACAACGGUUCUACCCAAAUUGACAAUCGUUGCAAAGCCAAGAGACUCACCAGUGGCUACACCAACAGCUACACCAACAAAAGAUUUACCAACGAAAAAAUCCGCAAAUUCGUCAACAACGAUAGAUGCAACAAAAGCAAAACUAACAACUACGCCAAAAGCAGAUUUAGCAAUACAGAAAUCAACAAUAGAUUACCCAACGAAAGAUUCACCAACAAAAAAAUCAACAGCAGCUACAACAACACCACCCAUAGAUUCACCAAAAAUUACUGCAACACCUACGGAAGACAAAAAAUCAACACCAAAAACCACGAAGGCUUCACCAACGAUUUCACCCAAGAAUUCAACUACAACGACAACAUCAAAGGUGAAAUUACCAAAAACUGCAACAGAAAAGAUACCAUCAACAGCUGUGUCAGCAACCAAGACGCCAACAACACCAGAAUCGCCAACACCAGCACCAACAACAGCAACACCAACACCAACACCAACAUCAGAACCAACAACAACGACAAAAGCAACAGGAAAACCAACAUCGCCAAAGACAAAGGUGCUGGCAUCUGGCAACGCUGCACAGACGGGCAUCCCAGUUGUCAUGACAACGACAAAUGCUGUGGCAAAAUCUGCAACAGCAACAGCAACAGCACCAGCGACGGGAGGGCCAAAAAUAAAUAGCGGGCAAUCGGCCAAGUCACCUGAACAACAACAGGCAACAACAGCCGUCGCCGCCGUCGGCGGCGUCGUCGCAGUGCCAGUGGUAGUGGCUGCCACGAAAUUAAAUAAAACAACGCACAAGGAACAGCACCUGCAGCAGCAGCCACUGCAACAACCAGCAGAAGGAGCUGCCGCAACAACAACAUUGAGGCAGCCAACGGAAAUCAAACCGAAAUUGGCGGAAACUGUUGAGCCAACGGGCAAGUCAAAGGUCCCAUCACCGAAAGCGACAAAGCCAAAAAGUGCCGGUAAAACAAAUAAUGCGGUAAAAAAGAAGGCAGCCACACCAACUACUGCAGCUGCAACAGCCACUGCAACUGCAACUGCAGCAGCAACAUCAACAGCUGAGAGCAAUGUGACCCCAAUCAAUGCCGAUCAAUUUAUAACGCUGGCCCCCACAAAGGCGGCCAAAACAUCGCCAGGGAAGCAGCAACAGCAACAGCAACAGCAGCAGCAACAACAACCACAGGCGAAAUUGGUGGCCACAAAUGCGUCAUCGCUGGCGGCAGUCGCUGCAACGACAACGCCAACGCCAACGCCAACGCCUACAACAAUUGCUCCUGCUGCCACUGCCACUGCCGUUGCAGCAACAGCAACAGCGAUAACAAUAGAGCGAUCUGUGGCCAGUGUUGAUGUUGCAGCCGCAGUCGCUGGGAUCGGGAUCGAGAUCGGCAUCGGCAUCGACACCAACAUCGGCGAUGACCGAAGCGGCGACGGCAACGGCAACGCCAACAGCUGCGGCGAAGGCGUCGGCAAUAAUUUAUCAAAGUUUGCAACAGUAUCGAAUUUGGCACAGUGUCUGCGAGACGUUGAUGCCGAGCUCGAGGACUAUAUACCAUCGUCUGCGGAGAAUAGCGACGACGACAGUUCGGACGAUUACUCCAGCGCGGCCGGUUGUGCGAAUCUGAGCGCCAGCAUGAAGAAGAAGCAGCGCAAGGAGAAGAAGAAGCAGAAGGCGAAAGGGGCCGCUGCAGCGCCGCCCCGUUUCGAUCCCCACAAGAAGGUCAAAAUCGAUACGACCAACAAGUGCUAUGUGAAGGAGGAGGCGCCCCGGUACCCACUGGUGGCCACGCCACGGCCCCUGUGGAAGCGCGAAAAGAUCGUCUACUCCGACGAGAACACAGACGACGAGAGCAGCGAGGAGGGCAGCGAGGCCACCGCCGGCUCCCUCGACGAGGACAGUGAUGACGAGAGCGAGGAGUGCAGCUCCUCCAGCAGCAGCGCCAGCUCCGUGGAGUCCGAAGCGGCGGCCACCAGCAAGAGAAGAACGGACGAGGCCGAUGGAACGACACCGGCUGCCGCUGCUGGGGGCAGCAGCAGUACAGUCACCUCAGCGGCGACUCUGAGCGUGGGUGCGGCAUCCACAUCGACAUCCAGCUCGCCAUCGAUCAUACGGAUGAGCACGUGCAGCAAUGAUUCCGGCUUCGAGGGCGGCACAGCACCCUCCAGUCCCAAGAAAAUGCUAGAAUGUGACGUGAAUUGCCACAAGAAAUGCGAACGGCUCACGGCCAAUUUAUGCGGCGUCAAUCAGAAACUCAUCGUCGAGGCGCUCACCUACGUGAAGCGAGGCGCCCGCGAAACCCGUGACUCGCCCAGCACGCCGCCCAGCCUGAAUCCAGCCUAUAAGAUCGAGGCCAGUGAUGAACACGAUGAAACAUCAUACACAUAUUCACAAUUCCAAAAAUCCGGACGUUUCACUGCGCCAGCAACAGUAAUACCUAGAUUUAAGAAUUAUUCGGUAGAUGAUUUCCACUUUCUCGCCGUUCUCGGCAAGGGAAGUUUCGGAAAGGUUCUGCUGGCUGAGCUGCGUGAAACCACAUACUACUAUGCCAUCAAGUGUCUGAAAAAGGACGUCGUUCUGGAGGAUGACGAUGUGGACUCGACGCUGAUCGAACGCAAAGUCUUGGCCUUGGGCACCAAGCAUCCGUAUCUGUGCCAUCUGUUUUGCACCUUUCAAACGGAGAGCCAUUUGUUCUUCGUGAUGGAGUAUCUGAAUGGCGGUGAUCUCAUGUUCCAUAUACAGGAGAGUGGACGCUUCUCCGAGGAGCGAGCACGAUUCUAUGGCGCUGAAAUAAUCUCUGGGCUCAAAUUCCUGCACAAAAAGGGCAUUAUCUACAGGGAUCUCAAAUUGGAUAACGUUCUGCUGGACUACGAGGGGCAUGUACGUAUUGCCGAUUUCGGCAUGUGUAAGCUGCAGAUCUACUUGGACAAGACGGCCGACAGUUUUUGCGGCACACCCGAUUAUAUGGCGCCCGAAAUUAUUAAGGGUGAAAAGUACAAUCAGAAUGUGGAUUGGUGGUCGUUCGGUGUGCUGCUCUAUGAAAUGCUGAUCGGCCAAUCGCCAUUCAGUGGCUGCGACGAGGACGAGCUCUUCUGGUCCAUAUGCAACGAAAUUCCAUGGUUCCCCGUCUACAUAUCCGCCGAGGCCACGGGCAUACUCAAGGGGUUGCUGGAGAAGGACUUCGCGAAAAGGAUUGGUUCACAGUACAGUCCAGCUGGUGAUAUAGCCGAUCAUAUAUUCUUUAGGCCCAUUGACUGGAAUCUGCUCGAGAAGCGGCAAAUCGAGCCUCCCUUCAAGCCCCAAGUGAAACAUCCCCUGGAUACGCAAUACUUCGAUCGAGUGUUCACCAGGGAGCGGGUUCGGCUCACACCCAUCGACAAGGAGAUACUGGCCUCCAUGGAUCAGAAGCAGUUCCAUGGCUUCACCUACACGAAUCCCCACAUCACAUUGGACUAGAUCUAAGCCUAUCCUGAAACCAACUACACCUGCACCUACACCUAAAUCUAAAGCUAAAUCAAUAUCUUAACUAAUUCUUUAGAGCAACAGUAUUUGUAUAUGUAAAUAUUCAUUAUGAAACCAUAUUGAAACCAUCCAUAUCGCUGGGGAGGAGAGCCGAGCCACGAAGAUGGAGGGAACUCGAGGAUCGAGGAUAGUUUUGAAGAGGGUCUAAUUUUUAGAUUAGUUCGAAUGUGAGAGUGCACAAUACAUGGCUCUCUCGAGUAUAACUCUAGUCAAUACACCUAGCCAUACACCUAUUUCUAAGUCUAUAAAUUCUACUAUAAUUGUACAGAUAUCCUUCUCUCUAUCAUAUACAUACAACACACACAAACACGUUCACAAAUACACGCAUACUAUAUACAUACAUACAUAUAUACAUAUAUGGACAAGUUUUUUUUUGGCAACUUUUUUGUUCUUAAUUUUAGUGAUACGCCAAAAAGCUCUACGUCUAUGAGAAAUAAAAAUACAAAUAAAAAUCAAUGGAAAAGCAAAAAACAAA
Messenger RNA from Drosophila miranda, 6733 nucleotides. RefSeq names its product putative protein kinase C delta type homolog (gene Pkcdelta). The transcript has 11 exons. Lineage: Eukaryota; Metazoa; Arthropoda; Insecta; Diptera; Drosophilidae. Gene Ontology annotation, biological process: intracellular signal transduction; peptidyl-serine phosphorylation. The coding region runs from base 304 to 6192 and encodes 1962 amino acids. Gene Ontology annotation, molecular function: protein serine/threonine kinase activity; ATP binding. The record is from RefSeq and is a predicted model, not a curated record.